Messenger RNA from Meyerozyma guilliermondii ATCC 6260, 429 nucleotides. RefSeq lists its product as uncharacterized. The record is from RefSeq and is a predicted model, not a curated record. The coding region runs from base 1 to 429 and encodes 142 amino acids. Lineage: Eukaryota; Fungi; Ascomycota; Pichiomycetes; Serinales; Debaryomycetaceae. The transcript has a single exon.
AUGGGUUGGUUACCAUUUGGCAAGUCUUCCUCGGAAAAGGGCCCAGCACCUACUCAAGUAGAACAAAGGAGUCAUCAACCGUUGAAUUUGGACCCGCAAUCUGAUAUUUCACACACUUUGAACCAGUUGGAUGAAGCCAGCAAUGGACCUAUUAAGCUCCAAAAAAUGACUGCCGAAACCAAAAAAGCCAAUGACAAAAUGGUGGGAGAGUUCGUUGCCGAGAGACCUGCUAACAUGUUCAUCAUUGACGGCGAAAAGUACAAAGACGAAAGUAUAAUUUGCACCAACAAUGAAACCGGGGGCAAAACUUGCUUGAAGUUACGUUACAACUCGAUUGAAUUGUUCAAGCAAAUGCAAAAGUUGGAAUACUUUUGCUCGUUGCCUGAUGAUAUCAACGCCACCUACUUUGAAUGUCGAAAGAUCAAAUAG